Leptomonas pyrrhocoris is the source of this 2084-nucleotide messenger RNA. Its product is annotated as putative NADH-dependent fumarate reductase. The record is from RefSeq and is a predicted model, not a curated record. The coding region runs from base 594 to 2084 and encodes 496 amino acids. The transcript has a single exon. Lineage: Eukaryota; Euglenozoa; Kinetoplastea; Trypanosomatida; Trypanosomatidae. Gene Ontology annotation, molecular function: oxidoreductase activity; FMN binding.
AGAGCUUCGCUGCCUCUUCACCAACCUUCUGCUCUUUUCCUCACAUUACUUUUCGCAAGUUGAUCAGUUUAUAAACGGGGUUGUGUGGGCUUCGCUCUGAAGAAGCGGCACUCAACGCCUUGAAGACUAUUCAUUAAACUGCUGCUUUCUUCUUUGUCUCAGCUGAAGACUUUUCCGCAGAAAAGCAGAGAGAAAAACUGUCCAGAAGGAGAGCACGGAGUUUGCUUUGUUUCUGCUGAUCAAUGGAUCCGGCUUUUGGUGCCGCUGGUGAGCAUGUGCGCCGGCGCUACACCAGCCCGGCUGGAAGGCACGCCGCUGCUGGUGACGGCGGUGGUGCUGCUGCCACCGGUCGCAAGCGUCCGGUCUCGGCGUUCACCCGCCGCCUCUUCAAAGCGACUUUGGUGUUCCUCGCGGUGUUCUUUGGUGUGUGGUGCGUGCGCCAAACAAUGCGCGACGGAGGGUGGUGGGGACUGGCUCCGUCGUCGCAGAAAGGCACUUCUCCCUCUUCUCCCGCCACUCCCCUCGUCUCUUCCUCCCUGCCACCCACUGCAGAACACCUUCACAACAACCCCAAAGCUUCAACACCCACCAGCAUGUCUCGCGCCGCCUCGAACAUCGGCCGCGUGGUGAUCAUCGGCAGCGGGCUCGCUGGACAGUCCGCCGCCAUUCAAGCCGCCCGCGAUGGAGUGCGCGAGGUGGUGAUUCUCGAGAAGGAACCGCGCAUGGGCGGCAACAGCGCCAAGGCCACGUCAGGCAUCAACGGCUGGGGCACCCGAGUUCAGAAGGCCGCCGGCAUUCAGGACAGCGGGGAGUUGUUCGAGAAUGACACCUUCGUCUCCGGGAAGGGCGGGCACUGCCAACCGGCUCUGGUCAAGACCCUCUCCGAUCACAGCGCCGAGGCGGUCGAGUGGCUCUCCGCCUUCGACAUCCCGCUGACGGUGCUCUCGCAGCUCGGUGGCGCCAGCCGCAAGCGCUGCCACCGUACGCCGGACAAGCUAGACGGGACGCCGAUGCCGGUCGGCUUCACAAUUGUGAAGACGCUGGAGAAUUACAUUCGCACGUACCUGUCGGACAAGGUGCGCAUCGAGACGAACACCCGCCUCACCUCUCUCUUGCGGGAGCAGGGCGGCAGCUCGCCAGCGGUGCGCGGCGUCUCCUACGCCCAGAAGAACGAGGCUGGGGAGGAGCGGACGCACGAGCUGCUUGCCGACGCCGUCAUCUUGGCCACCGGCGGCUUCUCCAACGAUCACACCAACAACUCUCUGCUGCAGGAGUACGCGCCGCAGCUCUCGUCCUUCCCGACGACGAACGGCGUGUGGGCCACCGGUGAUGGCGUGAAGGCAGCUCGCGAGCUCGGCGUGGCGCUGAUCGACAUGGACAAGGUGCAGCUCCACCCCACCGGUCUGAUCAACCCGAAGGACCCCAGCGCGAAGACGGUGUUCCUCGGCCCCGAGGCGCUGCGCGGGUCGGGCGGCAUUCUGCUCAACAAGAAGGGUGAGCGCUUUGUGAACGAGCUGGACCUGCGCUCCGUCGUGUCGCAGGCGAUCAUCGCCCAGAACAACGUCUACCCAGGAUCAGAGAACCGCCGCUACGCGUACUGUGUGAUGAACGAGGCUGCGGCAGAUGCCUUCGGCCGCAGCUCGCUCAACUUCUACUGGAAGAAGAUGGGGCUGUUCUCGGAGGCCGCCGACGUCGCCGCGAUGGCGGACCUCAUCGGCUGCUCCGUGGAAACGUUGACGAAUACGCUGAACGAGUAUGAGAAGCUGUCGGCGGACGGGCAGCGCCCGUGCCCGCGGACCGGCAAGAAGGUGUUUCCGAACGUGCUUGGAGCGAAGGGUCCGUUCUACGUGGCCUACGUCACGCCGUCCAUCCAUUACACGAUGGGCGGUUGCCUCAUCUCGGCCUCGGCGGAAAUCCUCAACGAGCAGCUGGUGCCGAUCCGCGGUUUAUACGGCGCGGGCGAGGUGACCGGCGGCGUGCACGGCGGCAACCGCCUCGGCGGCAACUCGCUGCUGGAGUGUGUCGUAUUCGGACGCAUCGCCGGCAGCGCCGUGGCCAAGCACACUGCCGCGCCGACAGCUUGA